Messenger RNA from Rhipicephalus sanguineus (brown dog tick), 878 nucleotides. RefSeq names its product cytochrome P450 3A19-like. Bases 1 to 630 code for a protein of 209 amino acids. The transcript has 5 exons. Gene Ontology annotation, molecular function: monooxygenase activity; iron ion binding; oxidoreductase activity, acting on paired donors, with incorporation or reduction of molecular oxygen. The record is from RefSeq and is a predicted model, not a curated record. NCBI's taxonomy places the organism in Eukaryota, Metazoa, Arthropoda, Arachnida, Ixodida, Ixodidae.
AUGCACAUGACAAUCGCGGGACAACGAACCACGUUGUCCUUAAUCGCAUUCACGCUGUACCUCUUAGCCCUGAAUCCUGAAGUUCAGGAAAGACUUAGAGAAGAGGUCGACCUCUGCGUCAAAACCCACGGUGAAAGUCCUGUAUUGGGAGUUGUUGUGAAGUUGGAGUAUCUGCACGGAGUAAUAUCGGAGUCGUUGAGGAUGUUCCCGCCAGCUUCAAGACUCGAGCGGCAAACGGUCCAGGACUAUGUGCUCGGAGACACCGGUAUCCAAGUUCCAAAGGGCUGCGUCGUCGCAGUGCCUUUGUACGCCAUGCAUCACGACCCUGAAUACUUCCCUGAACCGUACACGUUUCGCCCAGAAAGGUUCAUUGGAGAAAAUGCCAGCCAGAUACAUCGUUAUGCGUACCUGCCGUUUGGAGCCGGUCCCCGAAAUUGUUCGGGCAUGAGGCUUCCUCUCCACGCAGCCAAGAUGGCGGUCAUGCAUUCUGUCCGUACCGCACAGUUUGUGCGCACAGAUAACACAAAGAUGCCUUUGCAGUUCUUCAAAGGAUUCGGUGUCGUGUCCUGCGCUGACAUAACCGUUGGUGUUAGAAAACGUUCCCCUACAAAGAUAGCAUCUGCAUAUUGACGGCUUUAUUUAGACGCGAAUGCCGCCACCUCUUUAAUUGAUAAUUUGCCUAGGUCAAUAAUCUAGAACAAAUACAUUCAAUCUUCCUAGCCAAGACAGCGUGAACAAUAUAAAGAAAAGCUGCUUGUAUACCGUCACUGCUGUGUUUCUUUGUGUGUGUGCAUGCGGCUUCCAACAACGCCACCGAGGCAUGUGUGUUGUUAGCUAGAGAUAUUUAUUAGACAUAUUGUGGGGAGAAAAAAAAUGAA